Silurus meridionalis is the source of this 1522-nucleotide messenger RNA. Its product is annotated as matrilin-2. Gene Ontology annotation, molecular function: calcium ion binding. The coding region runs from base 89 to 1048 and encodes 319 amino acids. The record is from RefSeq and is a predicted model, not a curated record. The transcript has a single exon. Lineage: Eukaryota; Metazoa; Chordata; Actinopteri; Siluriformes; Siluridae.
AAAGACACUGACAUGCUUAAAGUUUUCAGCCCAGCAGUUUAGCUCACACACAAGACCAGUCUCUGUUAGAUUAAGAAUUUGCUGGAGAAUGGAUUCCUACAGACCAGUCAUCUCAUUUAUUAUUUUAAUCUCCUUCCAUGUGGGAUGUUCACUGCGCUGUGCCUGCACUGAAGAUUUAACACAUUGCACAAGUAUUCAUAACAUGCAAGCCAACUUCAAAACUGCCCAACAGUUCUGCAUGGAAAAUGGAGGUAAAUUGCUGACAGAAACGAGUACAAUUAUCGAGAGUUUGCUUUUCAACAAAUCAGGACACUACUGGAUUGGAGAAAAAGGCAGAUGCUUAAGCAGCAGGAAACAUUCUCGAGGUGAUUCUGUGACUCUGAACAGAGGAGAGGAAGAUGUGGAAUGUUCCUCGCGUUGCAUAUCGGUUUCUAAUAACAGGACGUUGACCGAACAUUUGUGUGAGAAACAAACUGACGGCUUUUUGUGUGAUGGCAUUCAAUGGGAAACCUGCUGGAAGGAUCAAUCAAUGGAAGUGCAAAUUCUGAAUAAUAAAGGCUGUGGAAGUUUACCGUGCGAAAACUUGUGCACGCAGAUUCCCAGAGGCCACAUGUGUGGCUGCUAUAAAUCUUUCAGGCCAAGCAGGGAAAAUCCUAAACGUUGUGAGUUCUACUGUGAGUCUAAACCAUGCAAAAUGCCUUGCUCCUCGUGUGAGUGUCCUGAUGGCUUCAUCAAAGACGAGACCUGGUGCACAGAUUUAGAUGAAUGCAUGUCAAAUCACAACAACUGUGAGCAAAAUUGCACAAACACAUUUGGAAGUUACAAAUGUUCUUGUCAGGAGGGGUUUAUGCUGGAAAAGAAAUACAAAUGUGUUCCACUUAUAAAUCCUACUCCAAUAACUGCUUCGUUUUUUACACCAUCUGUAAAUUACACAAUGAGUCAUGCAGCUUUUUCAAAUCCAGCAGAGUAUAUAUGUCUAACAAUGUUAAUAGUGAUGGUUAUACUUGCUGUGAUAGGAGUUUGGUAUUUUUAUUCACGAAAAAUGUAGCUGUGCAUUUAUAAGAUCCAGAUGACUACAUGUUUCAAGAGGUACUGCAUCUAUAAAAUCUUCUUAUCUUACUGUCUCAUGACAUAAUAACUUCUUAAGAGACAUUGUAUUACUUUUAGUCAAUGUAAGUUGCAUGUUGGAGCAUGUCAUUUAUUUCUUACAUUAAUGAAUUUAUUUCAAUGUAAAUAUAUACUGAUGGUUGGAUUUACACAUAAAUUGCAAAUUGUUUACCUGCAGUGAUUUAUAACUGUGUGGUGGAAAAAAAUGUGGCAAAGACACUUUAUUAUAAAAUGGCCUUUUUAAUAUGAGAAUGAGAACCAAGUACUUUUAAAGUGUUUGGUAUUAUGUCUACUUAACUAUCAAAAAUUGUUAAAAACAGAAAAUGCAGAAGGAUGUUUACAUGUUGUUUUAAAAUUUUAUAUGCAAAACGUAAAAAAAAAAGUGUUGCAUGAAUGAUAACAAUAAAAAAUGCUA